CCUUGGCAACGGGAUGCACGCGCUGGCAUCCAGCGCGGUGGCCGUUAGGGUGGGGGUGGGGGGGCCUGGAGAACCGGGUCAUGUUGCGGCAGAAGAAUCCAAAUCUGAAGGGUCAUGGAGUGUCAAAGGGGAAAGAAAGAGAGCAGAGAGCAUCAAUCCGGUUCAAGACCACACUUAUGAACACGCUCAUGGAUGUCCUUCGCCACAGGCCAGGAUGGGUGGAAGUGAAGGAUGAAGGGGAGUGGGAUUUCUACUGGUGUGAUGUCAGCUGGCUGCGGGAGAACUUUGACCACACCUACAUGGAUGAGCACGUACGCAUCAGUCACUUCCGGAACCACUAUGAGCUGACCCGUAAGAACUACAUGGUGAAGAACCUGAAGCGGUUCCGAAAGCAGCUGGAACGUGAGGUGGGGAAGCCGGAGGCAGCCAAGUGCGACUUCUUCCCCAAAACCUUCGAGCUGCCCUGUGAGUACCACCUGUUCGUGGAGGAGUUCCGCAAGAACCCGGGCAUCACCUGGAUCAUGAAGCCAGUAGCCCGGUCCCAGGGGAAGGGCAUCUUCCUCUUCCGGCGGCUGAAGGACAUCAUGGACUGGAGGAAGGGCACCGCUGGGAGGAAGCUCACCAACCUGGAGCUGCAGCCUGCUCGAAGCGCCAUCACCCUCUCCAGUGGCCACGAAGUGAAAACCGCAGAGGAGCAGAAAGAGGAACUUCCGGUGGAGAACUAUGUGGCCCAGCGUUACAUCGAAAACCCCUACCUGAUAGGAGGUCGCAAGUUUGACCUGCGUGUCUACGUGCUGGUGAUGUCGUACAUCCCUCUGCGGGCCUGGCUUUACCGGGACGGCUUCGCCCGGUUCUCCAACACCCGUUUCACGCUGAACAGCAUCGAUGACCAGUAUGUCCACCUCACCAAUGUUGCCGUCCAGAAGACGUCACCCGAUUACCAUCCCAAGAAGGGCUGCAAGUGGAUGCUGCAGCGCUUCCGGCAAUACCUGGCAUCCAAACACGGGCCCGAGGCAGUGGAGGGGCUCUUCAGCGACAUGGAUAACAUCUUCAUCAAGAGCCUGCAGAGCGUACAGAAGGUCAUCAUCAGCGACAAGCACUGCUUUGAGCUGUACGGCUAUGACAUCCUCAUCGACCAGGACCUCAAGCCGUGGCUCCUGGAGGUCAAUGCCUCCCCAUCACUGACGGCCAGCAGCCAAGAGGACUACGAGCUCAAGACAUGUCUCCUGGAGGACACCCUGCACGUGGUGGACAUGGAGGCCAGACUCACAGGAAGAGAGAAGCGAGUCGGGGGCUUCGACCUCAUGUGGAAUGAUGGCCCUGUCAGCAGGGAGGAGGGAGCUCCAGACCCCAUGGGCAACUUCGUGACCAACACACACCUGGGUGAGCGAGCUGAACCCCUCAGGAGGCCACAGCAGUUCAGGAGUGGAGCCCCCCAGGCAGAACGCACCAGCCUUCCCAGCCAACAGGCCCCUUCCCUUCCAGGCUGCGUCAAUGAUCGGGAGACACAGCUGCGGCAGCUCUUCCACUCCCUGCAAGUCCAGAAGAAAUCCUCAAGCUGACUGCCACGGCAGCCCCGGGCGGGGCCCCAAGGCCUCUCCAAACGUACUUCCUUUCUUCCCACAGGCCUGGCAGCCGCUGUGCUGGCUAAGCAGCUGCUGCUUGGCCUGUGUGCCCCUCCUCCAACCCCAGGUAUCUUGGCACCAGGAGACAGCUGAUGCCAGGACUGGAUGGGUUUCUAACCUUGACAGACUGGCCUGGCUGUCAGGCCCAGGAGACAAAUGCAGCAGGUUCUGCUAGCCCGAAGAUGGCGUCUAAUAAAUGAGAACAGGCCUGCC
Messenger RNA from Ochotona princeps (American pika), 1838 nucleotides. It is a transcript of the gene TTLL9, whose product is annotated as tubulin tyrosine ligase like 9. The coding region runs from base 81 to 1562 and encodes 493 amino acids. Gene Ontology annotation, molecular function: tubulin-glutamic acid ligase activity; ATP binding; tubulin binding. The transcript is spliced from 15 exons. Gene Ontology annotation, biological process: protein polyglutamylation; microtubule cytoskeleton organization. The record is from RefSeq and is a predicted model, not a curated record. NCBI's taxonomy places the organism in Eukaryota, Metazoa, Chordata, Mammalia, Lagomorpha, Ochotonidae. Gene Ontology annotation, cellular component: cilium.